This is a messenger RNA of Leptidea sinapis, 6535 nucleotides long. RefSeq names its product homeobox protein unc-62-like (gene Achi). The transcript has 8 exons. Lineage: Eukaryota; Metazoa; Arthropoda; Insecta; Lepidoptera; Pieridae. The record is from RefSeq and is a predicted model, not a curated record. The coding region runs from base 401 to 1273 and encodes 290 amino acids. Gene Ontology annotation, molecular function: RNA polymerase II cis-regulatory region sequence-specific DNA binding; DNA-binding transcription factor activity, RNA polymerase II-specific. Gene Ontology annotation, biological process: regulation of transcription by RNA polymerase II.
CUUGUCUGUGUCGGACGUCAAGGUGACAAAGCCCCAUAAAAACAAAAAAUGAAAUAAUUCGCGAAAAUCUGUUAUCCUGAAAGUUUUGCAGCUGUUGUGUAUUGUGAUAAAUAAAAACUAGGUCUAUUACGUCAUCACACCGUUCGGCCGCGAUAAAGAAAAAUGGCGCCAAUGCGCCACAUUACUACUUGAGUAUUAAGCAUUUAGUGCUGAUUGUAUGUUUUACAGAUUGUUUGGAUAUAUUAGUGUACUAUAGUUUGCAAAGGUUUCGCAAUUCCUGAAUAGUGUUUGGGUCUAACUUAGUGUUUUAAUAGUUCAGAAACGUCAUUUCGGGCGUCGGGCUAUUUAUAGUGUUUAGGCUGCUUCUGUCUGAGCUCAAGUUUUACUGAAGAUCGCUUAGAUGAUGGCCCGCGACAGAUUCCCGUCCACAUCGUCGACCGACGAUAAUGAGUCCGGCACUGAUGGAGAAGUUGACAGAACCAGGCGUAUCACCAUCUCUGGUGGUACACCUCUACCAUCGGCCCAGAUGAUUAUUCGCAAGCGGCGCGGGAACCUGCCGAAACAGUCCGUGAAAAUACUGAAGCGGUGGCUGUAUGAACACAGGUACAAUGCUUACCCCAGCGACGCGGAGAAACUCACGCUGAGUCAGGAGGCCAACCUCACCGUGCUACAAGUAUGCAACUGGUUCAUCAACGCGCGCCGGCGUAUCCUGCCGGAGAUGAUCAGGCGAGAGGGACAAGACCCGCUGCACUACACCAUAUCGCGACGCGGUCGGAAGCAGCUCAGUGGAGGCGCCGGCUCCAGCGGCAGUCUGAUGGUCACUACGUGGGACGGCAGCGAGGUUGAGUUCCAGCCGGGAGCUGAAGGCGAGGGUGGCCAGGACCACGACUACGGCGACGGGCUGCUGGUGUACCGCAGCGACGGAGACGGCGACGAGCAGCACGAGGACUCCGGACACGCCGACGUGAAGUACGACCCCGCCGUGUGGCACUCCGUGAUCCGCUACGACGACCUGCACCCGCCCAGCAGGGGGUCAGUCAUACUUGCACCUCCAAUUAAAAUACUGGCUUGGUCGCUGGUGUCGGUGCGCACCGUGGACGGCGAGGACGCGGCGGGAGGCAGUGGGGCGCAGGCGCAGCCCGCCAAGCGACGAUCACACAAGGUGAAGGAGGGAGUGGAGAAGGACAAGUUCAAGUGCUUGUACCUGCUAGUGGAGACGGCUGUGGCAGUGCGCCAGCGGGAGAAGGAGCAGGGCGAGGAGGUGGUGGCGUAGUGGGACCACCAACACACGGGCAUGCAAUGGGAUGUUAUAAUAAGUUAGCCCCAGUUAACAACUUCCUUACUUCAACAAUAAAUCUUUGCCGUGACUUGUGUAUUUUACAAAGAUUACAAUACUGGAUGAUCCAUUUAUUUAUAAUUAGAUUAUGAUUUUUAUAAAUGCCAAGUGUAUAUAAAUUCUGUGGAAUAAUUCAUAUCUGAAAAGCUACAUUGGUUUAAGUGAAUCCCACUCAGAGUACCCUCCACAUGUGUGUUUGUUUUAAUGACCUAUGAUGUCAUAGCUUAUGACAACAAAAAUGGCAGGCAUUUAGAGUUUCCGCGUCCGAUGCCUAUUUGUAGCAAGUCUUAAAUACUGAAAGUUUUAAUUUUAAACAUAUUCAUGUAUGUGUUUAAUCCAUAUUGUUAUACACUAUGUUAAAAAAACCCUGUACGAUUAUUUACACUGAUAUGAAGUAGAAUGCGGAGACACCACAAAAAUAAAAUAAAAAAUCAAAACCUCUUGGGAUAAAUGCUACGAUUAAAAGAACUUUUAAAUUUCAUAUUAAAUGUUUUCAAAAAUCUUGAGAGCCCCUGACCUAUUAUUCUAUCAGUAAACUAAGGUCAUCGCCCUGACCUCGGUCCAAUGGCGUAAUUAAUUAUUAAUACAAAACUGUCGUUUUUGCCGACUCCCACCCGCACGCCCAUCGCAGGGUACAUGAAUGAAAUGGGUGUGUGGGCGGGGAAAAAUGGCAAUAAAAUGGCCACAUGCAGAGGUGUCCAAACUUUUAUAAUUGGGGGUAACAUUAAUAAUCUUCUUCUUUUACUUUUUUUGAAUAUGCUUAUUUCCUGAAAAUAAAUAUUGUAAAAUCAAUACUUGAUACCAAUAUACGCCUCAAGUACGGGGUUUUUGUUAACAUCCUACAUAUAUAUACAUAUAGACUGUUAAAAAUAAAUAUUAGUUCUUAUAAUUGUCAAAAGAAAAUAUUAAAAAUUUGUUAUUCUGUAUUUAAUUCGAAGACUCACUAAAACUGAGUUGAAAGUAGAGAUUUUCCAGAGAAACCAUAGUUCCUAGAUGUGUUGAAGUAAAUAGACUGAGAAGAAAUAAUAUUGGCCUACUACCAUCUAAAAGGCUAUUUUAACAUUUUUGUGAUUCCUCUGGUGUUACAAAAAAAGGGUCAGCUGUGUUCUUACUAUCCGGUGUCUCGCAGCCAGCUUGCCCUCUUAUCUCUUAAAAAUACUUGUAACUGUAAUCGCGAUAGAAUACAUUAUUCCCGUUGGAAGAAAAGUCCUUACACGUGACGAAAUAAUUCUAUCAUUUUAAUAAAACACAAGGCUGGUUUACAUAGUUCCCUAAGUUACUAAAACGGCAAAUAUUCUGAUUUUCAGCAGCUGUUAUUGAGUUAUAAAAUUCCUAACACACCUGCUCAAAAUAUAAAAUAUUAUUCAUUUUAGUAGAUAUUCUUUUACAAGAUAUUAACGAUAGUGUAACCAAAUUGCAAUCCGGGUUUGUGAAAAAUUAGAGGUAUGCACCGACAAACAAUUCAGUAACCAUUUAUAACCAUGUAAACCAGGGUUGCUCUAGCAACGCCCACAUAAUUAGCAAUCGUCAAGUGUUAGAUACUGUUAUAAAUAGACUAUCCGCUAGUUGCAGAAAGCAUGCAUAAAGUUAAUGUUUCAUUAAACAUAAUACCGUCACUUCCUUUUUCAUUGUGACAGACAAAGAUAGCAAAUCUUUAAAUAUACUUACUGCAACUGGUGGUAUUAUAUGUAUAAUAUAUAUAAUGCGGUAAAUAUAUACUAUCUGUAUAACAUUAGAAUUAUGCAAUAUACUACAUGUUUAUACAAAAUCGUAUUGGUGUAUUUUAAACUUUCUAAAAUAUUUUAUCAUCGAUUAAGAAGUGUAUUAAUAUUCAUAGAACUUUGUACAAUGUCUCUAUUGUUUUAUGCAAGACGAUUACAAUAAUAAAUAAUAUUAUGUAGUACUUUUGUACCCAUUUGCAAAUGAUGCUGGAAAAGACGUGAUUUCUUUUAUUUAAUGAAAGGGAAGUCCUCACCCAAAGCAAGGUUUCUUUAAGUGUAUUAUCGUAUCUAUUGUUAAUCUGGAUCAUCAACAAAACAUGAUUGGGGAAAUGGAAUUACAGGAGCUCUUUUACCAAAAUCGAAAGCCGAAGUUUCGGUCCGAAACGAAAGAACGACGAACUUCGAAUUAAAUCCUAUUAUUAUCAAAGUACUUCGGAUCAUGGAUUUCGUUUCGGAACCAUAGACAUAACCAUUAAAAGUAAAUGUCAAGUGAAUUUUGGAAUAAGGUAAAAGAAAGAUAAAAUGUCUAAUCCCGAACUUCAUAUCGAGCUUCGGAUCCGAAACACUUUCGUAAUACGAAAAUGUUCGAUCCGUCAACAGAAACUUCGUAUUUCGAUUUUGGUAAUAGGGCUCCUGUUCGUAAAUUGUAAAAGUUUGUAUUUAUAUAAUUCUUGUUUGAUUGUGGUUUGGUUCGUACCGUAUGCCUAUGUGUCAAUGCUGUGAAAUAAAAUUUUAAUGUAAAGCUAUCAAUAGCGUUCUAUGCACAUAUAAGGACAUAUUAUUUGCAGUCUGAUAGUAGAACGGUAAAAGUGUGCUUAAAGACAAUGUAAGCACACUUUUCUCCUUAGUUGAGUGUCAACUGUCACUGUUCGAAUCAAAUCUGAACUGAAUAAAUAGCGAAUCCGUUAAUAUUCUCUGAUACUGUAAGGCCGUAUUCAAAAUAUUUUAAUGUAUUUAUUUUGUUUUUCAUAAAACACAUAGUACGCAUAAUUUUAUAAAAGAAGAAGUACUGUAUCUAUCAUCUUGCGGUUGCUCUAAGAAACUUAAGCCAUUGUCGUCAACAACUGAGUGCAAUCAUAUAUUAUUACUUUAUAAACUAUCAUUGUUUUAAACUCUAACAAUAUUAAACACGGGAUGUUUAUCAUAAUAAUCAAGGAUUUUAGUUUUGACAAUAUUUCAAAUCGAUUUACCCCCUUUUACUGCGUCGAAUAUCGUAUAAAAAUACUUGAGUAUUUGUGGUUGAUCCCCUUAAUCCUGUUAAUAAUCAGCGAAUUAUGUUGUUUCCUCUAAUAUAUCUACAUCAAAGUACUUGUAGGGCGCGGGCCCCGAGUAAGUAGAAUAUCUUCUUGUCGUUUCUAGUCAUUGACGUGCAAUAAACAAAUUGACUCACAGUCACACUCAAAAAUUGUCCGAAGCAAAACUCUGCCAACGCGUCUCCUAGAUAGAGUUUUCGUUCAUAGACUUUGAACAUUACUGUCAUCAUCAUCAGCCGGAAGACGUCCACUGCUGGACACUCCCUCAAAGAUCUCCACGACGAUCGGUCCUGCGCUGCCCUCAUCCAACGUAUUCCGGCGAUCUUGACCAGAUCUUCGGUCCAUCUUGUGGGGGCAUACCAACACUGCGUCUUCCGUUACGUGGUCGCCAUUCGAGGACUUUACUGCCCCAACGGCCAUCUGUCCGUUGAACUAUGUGCCCUGCCCACUGCCACUUCAGUUUCGCAAUCUUUUGGGCUAUGUUAGUGACUUUGGUUCUCCUACGGAUCUCCUCAUUUCUAAUUCGAUCUCGCAGGGAAACUCCGGGCAUAGCCCUCUCCAUUGCUCUCUGAGCGACACUGAGCUUUCUCAUCAGGCCCGUCUAAUGAGGUGUGAAUUUAAAUGAAGGAUGCUUGGAUAUUUUUGUAGACCCUUUACUAGGCGAUUGGGAGUCUAUUUGUACAAAGUAUGUCAAUGUUUCAGCACAAGAUGCAAAAGAUGAGAGAAAUAAUAUUGUCAAAUCGAAACAAACUUAUUUUAUUCCUAAAUUAUUAUAUACGUGCUUACCCAGACUGCUCUCCCGGCAUUCCGCCUCGUCUCACUCAUGUCGCCUAUUUAUCGCGAAGAUGUUCUACUUACUUUGCCUACACUUAUACGAGUUAGUGGUCACGAUGGUAUUGUAUUUAGCAUUAAGUGUACAGGGUGAUCAAGCACAUCAUAAGUUUUAUCUUAUAAAAUAUAUCCUACAAUCGAAGAAGUAUAUUUCGUGAAAAAUAUUUUAUAACCGAAAUAUCACAUUUGCACUCUGUACAGAUGCGACGCAGGGUCGAAGUUAUAGUUAAAUUUGAAUCUGCACAAUGCAUAAUUUUAUAUGUGAGAGUGCAUUCUCGAUAAUCAUAUGUUCACGAUAUAAAUUUAUGCAUUAAUGAUAAAUGAAGGUCAGAGAGUUUUAUUUUAAUUUAAUAUUGUUUUAAGCAAUUGAAUAAGGUUUAAAAUAUGUCCGGUGUUUCGUUAAUAUUUCGUUUGUGCGUCCACGGUGAUCCGCAACAAUAAUAUUAUGGCGUUUUAACUACAAGCGCGGAAGCGAAUUCAACGCGAACCGAACAAGCGAAACACAUUAGGUACAGGAUGUAGCUUAUUAUUCCGUGUUUACGUGUAUUCACAAGUAAAUCUUGUGUGCGAUAUAACACUCGGUAGGAGUUCCAUGACGCCUACUUUUUUAUGUUACCUCAUCAAACUAAAACAUUGAGGUUAUAUGUACUAAGUACCUACUAGAGAAGAUGAUUCACUGUGAUUGUAACAUGAGUCAACUGUACUCAAGUCAAUCAGUUUCUGUUAAAGCGUUUCUAGAGAUAACACGAAUUUUGCAGAUUUUUUUUGUUUAAAAUAUGCAUUCUUGUGUAUUGCGAACUUUCGUCACUUAUUUUAAGAGAUGAUGACAAUCAUCACAGUGACAACUGGCAACUUGUAUCAUAUAAACAUUGAAUGAAUGUUAAAGUUCAAAGUGCCUGGCCCGAUGCGCCCUAUCAUUAGUUGAGACUGGCAAUACAUAGGACAUAAUAGCUCAAUGAGUUAAAGCGGUCUUUCUAUUUGAAACUAGAUUAAAACAUACAAUAGUACUUACAAGUUUCAACUUGAACUAUUAAUUAUUAUGUCUACUAAUAAUGGCAAUUCUUGUUAUAAUAAAAUUGUCCACAGUAAUCCACUUUCAACUAGUAAAAACCGGUUAUAGGUAAAAGGGUUUCGCUCCGCGUUCGUGCCGAGUUCGCUGCCGCGUGAUAACAAGGCGUCAAUGUAUCUGUGGUAGUGAUUAAUCUCCAGAGACAUAAUGAGGAAUGAUUGGUUUAUAAUUUUAAGUUCGUGUGUAAGUUGGAUUUUAGUUAUUGUUUAAGGCCACUUUUAUUUUCACCUGAGUACAAUACUUAGUAUAUUUUUAUAAUUGGUACUCCUGUAUAUACUUGUGUAAGUUUGUAACUUGUUAGUGACUAAUAUAAUAUUAUUUCGCA